ACUCUGUAAGUGCCUACAUAAAGGAUCAAUAUAACCUGCUGUAAAACGGAAAAUGGACACGGAGCAAUGCACAUUGGGAUUUAUGGAUCUCCUGAGAGAUCCCAAGAACGCUUUGUGCAUUUUCCAAUAGACAUCCAAUUAAAUUGGGAACAUUGCCCAUUUCUGGAAUUUCAUCUCAGCCAAUCAGACAGAAUGUAGUUCGUGUUCUAGAGGAAGCAUCUAUUAGGUUACAGAAAGCUCCCAUCUGCUGUCCUGAGGUUUUGUCUCAAGUCCUCACAAAGGAACAAGGAAUAGAAGCAUCUCAUCCGCCUCUUUUCUGCUGAUAUACUCGUUUGUACAGCUUAAUUAUGCAAACUGCUACAAUUAUCAAAUGGGAUUUUUGUAUGCAAGAUAAAGCAAAUGGCAAGCGUAAUGCCCCUGAAAGAUUCAGCUUGGGAUCUGCUGUAUGAUAUGACAGUGGGAAUAUUAUAGUCAGUCUGCCUUUGUUCUAAAGGAUCUGUCAUGCCUAAAUUGCAACAAAAAGUUCUGUUUUGCCUAGCUGGAGUAUUGAGCUUCUCCUGUGCUCUGGCAAUUGCUGCAGCUUUAGGAAUUCAGCUGUGGGUCCAAGGAACAGUCCUGUGCAAGACUGGAGCCCUACUAGUUAAUGCUACAGGAGAUGAGCUGCAGAAAUUCAUUGGAGAGAUCCAGUAUGGUCUUUUCUAUGGGCAGAGGGUGAAGCACUGUGGGCUCGGAGGAAGACCUACUGAAUUUUCAUUCUUUCCAGAUUUGCUGAACGUGAUUCCAGCCAGCAUGCAUGUCAGUGUGGUUAUAUUUACGACAACCCUCGUCGCAUUUGCCCUGGUAGGAACUGGCUUCUUUAUGUUCAAUGCAUUUGGUAAUCCAUUUGAAACGCUACAUGGUCCAGUGGGAUUAUACCUGUGGUGCUUCAUUUCAUGUUCCUGUGGCUGUCUCGUACUGAUUCUCUUCUCUUCAGAAGUCAAAUUGCACAAUCUGUCAGAGAAGAUAGCAAAUUACAAAGAAGGAGGCUUUCUAUUUAAAACUCAGACUGAAUAUUUUGGAAAGUCAUUUUGGAUUGUCCUGAUCUGCACACUCAUACAUUUUUUUAAUAUGUUUCUCAUUCGACUAGCAGGUUAUGAUUUCCCAUUCUCAAAAUCAAAAGAGAUGGAUUCUGGUCCAGGAGCAAUUGACUUCAUGUACUGAUGUCAUCUUUCUAAAGCAGUGACUCUAAAUUUUUGUCAUGUAAUGGCAUCCUAAAUUAUAAUUUGUUUAACUGACUUUGACACACCAGUAUUAAGGAUUGUAAUAUGAAAAUAAUCUGAAAAUUCUAAACACAGUGCUAAAUCUGUAAAUAUGAAAUUAAACAUAGGACAGUACUUCUAUGCAGUAGAUUAUGGUAACCAAUCACAAUUCAACUUUAAAUGUUCUAGCUUUAGUAAUCUGUAAUCAGAUUGGUUACUCAUGAUUAUUGCACUUCUUUGAAUAAUGUCAUAACUGCCUCGUUUAUUAACAUGUGUAGAUUAAAAAGAGCUGAGAAGUUCUUCAGUCACCUUAACUAUGCAGAAACUACUUACAUAAAUUUAUAUAAUGUUACAUCUAUGAUGGUAGCUCUUGUGAUUUGCAGAGCUGAAAGGUUAUUGGAAUUUGCCAUCUGGCACCUUCCUAUCUUUGAUCACUCUAGGAUCACACAAUAAUAUAAUUUAUAGAUGCAGCAGGUGGAGAGAAAUAGAAUGGUAGCACUUUAUUGGAAAUCAAGGCCAAGGGCAUGUAACUGCUGUGAAAAGCCCCAUGUCCGAAGGGUGAUUGUAUAGUCUUUUCUUCCUAUCAGUCACACAUAGAUCCACCUGAUCAGUUUCAGCUCACUGCAAAGGUCUUUCUUUCCUUUGGUACACAACAAAAGUUUAACACUGCAGAAACUCAUAAAGGGGAAACUGAGCUUGAAAACAGCCGUGCCAUCACCCAGUUCAAACUGCCUGGCUACAACUCGUAAAUGUUUAAAUAUAGUGGCCACCAGUGUAAACGUACUAUGGUCACCUCCCACCCACUCUGUGAGACUCCAGUUUUAUGCUAGUGUCCUUAGCUGAUGAACCCGUCCUCCUAUGUAGAAGCAUUUUUUUUUUUAAACCUUGCUUAUUGACCUGGGCCAUCUAGCAGUUUCCUAAUC
Rana temporaria (common frog) is the source of this 2161-nucleotide messenger RNA. RefSeq names its product clarin 1 (gene CLRN1). The record is from RefSeq and is a predicted model, not a curated record. Lineage: Eukaryota; Metazoa; Chordata; Amphibia; Anura; Ranidae. The transcript is spliced from 3 exons. The coding region runs from base 502 to 1200 and encodes 232 amino acids. Gene Ontology annotation, biological process: sensory perception of sound; equilibrioception.